AUGUCAACAACUCUACCACCACAACAUGAUCGAGAAGAUCAAUCUCAAACUUGGAAUCAAGUUCAAGAUCAAAGUGAAGCUCAAAUAUCACAAAAACCGUCGCAAAUAAUUUCUGUAAUUUCUUUGGUGAUGAAACUAGUCACCGUGGCUUGUUUGAUAGUGUCGACUAGUCUUUUUGCUUCCAAUUCUACAACUAUCAGAGGUUACUACACAGAGGCUUCCGUUCAUUUCAAUGAUAUCUAUUCAUAUAGAUACGCGCUUUCUACCGCUGUAAUAGGAUUGGCUUAUACAUUACUUCAAAUACCCUUUUCGAUACAUCAAGUCAUGACCUCGGGGAAGCAAUUGCCUAACCAUGCUAAGCUUCUCGUCUUCGAGUUUGUUGGUGACAAGGUUGUUAUGGGGUUAUUAGCAACAGGGGUGGGAGCUGCAUUCGGUAUUACGGUAGAUCUCAAGAAAAUCCUCAAUUCUUCUGUGGAUGACCUCGAACAAAAUUUGGACAUUACAACAUUGUCUCUUGCACGAGUGAAGCUCAAUGAUUUCUUCGAUAGAGUUUAUUUCCCGGCGGUACUCCUUCUCGUCGCUUUCUUAGCUUGUGGGGCUUCAUCUAUCGUCUCAUCCCUUGCCCUAUCGAACAAGACACGAAUACAAACACAAACAAACAUACACACAACAUAG
This is a messenger RNA of Andrographis paniculata, 675 nucleotides long. RefSeq names its product CASP-like protein 4D1. The transcript has 3 exons. Bases 1 to 675 code for a protein of 224 amino acids. NCBI's taxonomy places the organism in Eukaryota, Viridiplantae, Streptophyta, Magnoliopsida, Lamiales, Acanthaceae. The record is from RefSeq and is a predicted model, not a curated record.